Messenger RNA from Macadamia integrifolia, 614 nucleotides. RefSeq names its product alcohol dehydrogenase 4, mitochondrial-like. The coding region runs from base 117 to 599 and encodes 160 amino acids. The record is from RefSeq and is a predicted model, not a curated record. Gene Ontology annotation, molecular function: oxidoreductase activity; zinc ion binding. NCBI's taxonomy places the organism in Eukaryota, Viridiplantae, Streptophyta, Magnoliopsida, Proteales, Proteaceae. The transcript has 2 exons.
CCAUUAUAGGAUUUGGAAUUAGGACAAGUGCCUUUCCAUUAUUUGGGCCUGCAGGCGAAUUGAUCAAAUUGACAAGUGACGAUUACCCAGCUCUGUUUUGUGCUAGUGAUUCGAUCAUGGCGUUCUUCUCAGUCUCUCGUUCUCUGAUUAGAAGCAGCUGCAACAGCACUCGCAAUCUCAUCUCGAGACGGUUCUUGGUAUCAUCGGAUUCAUGUUCGUGGUUGGGAUCGAGUAGCCAUGGCAUCUCAACCACUACAAGCGCUAAUUUCUCAGAGAAAAUCGAUGCAAGCGAAUACCAUUUGAACGGGGGACCUUCUUUCAUGCGUGGAACUGUGUUCUGGGAUCCUAGCAAACCUCUCACCAUUGAAGAAUUUCAGAUGCCUCGCCCCAAAGCUGGCGAAGUUCUCAUCAAAACCAAAGCCUGCGGAGUAUGUCACUCUGAUCUUCAUGUCAUUAAGGGUGAACUUCCAUUUGCAAGCCCUUGUGUUGUGGGCCACGAAAUAACUGGAGAAGUAGUUGAACAUGGUCUACAUUCAGACGGUGAAAUUAAAAGGAGGUAUGGUGUGUCUUAUAUGGAAGAUACUAUCAUCCCUUGUUAGUGCUUUUUAUUUACU